GCGGAGCGGGUAGCGGAAAGAUGCGAGGCUUCGGUCAAAACAAUAACGCGGAUUUCAAUGGAGUGUGCAAGGUGUGCGGAGCAAAGCAUGAAGCCGACAGAUGUAAAUUCAAGAAGUAUGUCUGCCGAGUAUGUAACCAAGAAGGACAUUUAAAAAGGGUGUGUCCUAAGCUGCGGGGAAGUUCGUCCGUAUACAACGUGACGGAAGAGAAGGUUGUGUAUUUGGACCGUUCGGACAACAGCGACAGCGACGAGUUCCAGAUACUGUGAGGUGUUUGCGGAGGGCUUGGGCCGGUUCACCGGGGGCACGGUCGGGUUCCACCUGCGGCCGGACGCGCGGCCGGUGUUCCUGCGCGCGCGCCCCCUGGCGUACGCGCUGCGCGAGCCGGUGGAGCGCGCGCUCGAGCAGAUGGUGCGCGACGGCAUCAUCACGCCUGUCGCCACCUCCGACUGGGCCACGCCUAUAGUGCCGGUAGUUAAAAAAGAUGGCACCAUAAGGGUAUGUGCUGAUUUUAAGUUAACGCUAAAUAAAUGUUUAGAAGUGGACCACUAUCCUUUACCGAAAGUAGAAGAUUUGCUAACUAAAUUGCACGGGGGAAAUAAGUUUACUAAAUUAGACCUGUCGCAAGCUUACGCCCAGUUUGAAUUGGAUGAGUCUAAGAAAUAUACGGUGAUUAACACCCAUAAGGGUUUAUUUAUGUACAAUAGACUGAUAUAUGGGCUAGCGUCUAGUCCUGGUAUUUUCCAGAGAAAACUCGAGCAAUUGUUUGCGGAUAUGCCUCGUGUAGGUGUCUUUCUAGACGAUUUGAUUAUAACAGGGGUCGAUGACCGAUCACAUAUAGACACGCUUCACGAAGUGUUUGAAAGGUUAAGGAAAUAUGGUCUAAGAGUUAAAAAAGAUAAAUGUACGUUUUUUGCGGACUCGGUAACAUAUCUCGGAUUUGUAAUUAGUAAGCAAGGUGUUCAUACAUGCCCUGAAAAGAUUGAAGCGAUCAAACAGGUACCGGUUCCAAAUAAUGUGGCAGAAUUACGAUCAUUCUUAGGGUUAGUGAUGUAUUACGCGAAGUUCGUACGCAAUAUAAGCACUAUACUAGCGCCUCUGUAUGCACUUUUGCGGAAAGAUGUGAAGUAUGAGUGGAGUGAAGCUUGCAUGCGCGCGUUUAGUGAGGUAAAGCAAAUGUUGAUUUCUGGCGAUAUAUUGGCGCAUUAUUCGCCAGAUCUUCCUAUAAUUCUGACCACUGAUGCGAGCAGUGUAGGCGUCGGCGCGGUGAUUUCGCACCUUGUGCCCGGCGCCGGCGACACUAGCGCCACCGAGCGGCCAAUAGCGUACUCAUCGCGGGUGCUCAACGCCGCAGAGAAGUCGUAUUCGCAAAUUGAACGGGAGGCACUUUCAAUAAUUUAUGGGGUCCGAAAGUUUCACCAAUACUUAUAUGGUAGAAAGUUUAUUCUUAGAACAGACCAUAAGCCUUUGGUGACAAUUUUCGGCGAUAAAGUAACCCACCCGUAAUGGCUGCAAGUCGUAUGCAGAGGUGGGCGGUUAUUUUAGCUGGUUACGAUUAUACUAUCGAGUAUGUGCGUAGUGACGGGAACGCGGCCGACGCUUUAUCUCGCUUACCGGUGGGUAAGGAGAAAAGCCAGCGUAAGGAAGUCACAUAUUUAAAUUUUAUCCAAAACUUCUUACCGAUUACGAGGAAAAUGGUUCAAGAUAACGUUAGUAAGGAUGAAGUACUAAAGAAAAUAUUUCUGUUUCUACUGUCCGGCUGGCCUAGCAGUUGUGACGAUGACGCACUUAAGCCGUAUUACCUGCGCCGCAAUGAAUUAUAUAUAGACCGGGGUUGUAUAAUUUGGGGUUACAGGCUAGUAGUACCAGAGGCUUUGAGAAAUCACUUACUCAAAGAGUUACAUGUUGGUCAUUUAGGUAUCGUGAAAAUGAAGAGUCUCGCCCGUAGCGUGAUGUGGUGGCCUGGAAUAGACAGGGACAUCGAAGAGUUAGGUAAGCAGUGCACGACGUGUGCUCUAGAGGGCGCCGCACCCCCGCGAGUGCCGCCACAGCCGUGGCCGUAUAACCCGGAGCCCUGGUCGCGAUUACAUAUUGACUUUCUGGGACCUUUUCAGGGUGAAACUUUUUUAGUCAUUAUAGAUUCAACGACGAAAUGGUUAGAAAUAUUCAAAAUGACUAAAACUACAGCUAGGGGAGUUAUUAAAUCGUUACGGGAAACGUUUGCUCGUUUUGGACUGCCUUUGGAAGUAGUUUCGGACAACGGUCCUCCGUUUACGUCUAAGGAAUACGCACAUUUUAUGGACAGUAACGGUAUCAAAAUGACGUUUACGCCAGCUUACCACCCAGCCUCCAAUGGCGCUGCAGAAAAUGCGGUUAAGUUAUGCAAGCGAGCCAUUAAAAAGGCACUUCGAGAUGGUUGUGAUGUGGAUGAAGCUCUUCAAGCAUAUCUCAUGAUGUACAGGAACGUUGAACAUAGUUCUACAGGGUCUGCCCCAGCUAUGUUGUUGCAACGUAGACGACUACGAUCGAGGCUAGAUUUAUUAAGGGGUACUCGGCAGAUCGAGUCUAGGGUACAGCAAGCUCAAGAUAAACAAGUGUUUAACGCGGGAGGGAAACCUAGGGAACUUAAUGUGGGCGAUUCUGUGUGGGCGCGAGAUCAUGCCGGGGGAAGCUGGUUAAGUGGUCAAGUUAAGGAGAAAGUAGGUUCCCGGAAUUUUAUUAUAGCUAGGGAAAGUGGUCCACAACUAAAAAGACAUUUAGAUCAGAUUAAAAGAAGACGUAGCAGUUACGCAGUGACCCUGUCGGAUGUGUCGGAGGCGGCGCCAGGCGAGGAAUCCGCGGUUAAUGAGACUGAGGCGAGUCAGGGUUCGCGCGCGCCGGAAUCUGUGGUUGAACCCGAUCUUAAGGAACCACCGCAGCCAUCUGUAGAGACCGUGUCCCGGAACACAGUGCCCAGGCACACGGAAUGUAAUGAGUCCCCUGCGGACCGACCCAAGCGCAUUCGUAAACCCGUGCUAAGAUAUGGCUUCGAGUUUGAUUAAAUUAUUAUGUGUCCUAGUUCCUAGUAUUAAGCGACUCGUACACUAGUAAGUAGUUACAAGGAAAACAUGUAUUAGUAAUUAAGGGUGGAGGUGUAAUGUAUGUGGGUAGACUCAUAUUUCUACAAUAGAGGGUAGAUUGCGCACCAUGCCUGUCGAUCGAUUAAAUGCAAUACCGAA
Messenger RNA from Cydia splendana, 3218 nucleotides. RefSeq lists its product as uncharacterized. Gene Ontology annotation, biological process: DNA integration. Lineage: Eukaryota; Metazoa; Arthropoda; Insecta; Lepidoptera; Tortricidae. The transcript has 2 exons. The record is from RefSeq and is a predicted model, not a curated record. The coding region runs from base 1506 to 3041 and encodes 511 amino acids. Gene Ontology annotation, molecular function: nucleic acid binding.